This is a messenger RNA of Peromyscus maniculatus bairdii (prairie deer mouse), 6047 nucleotides long. It is a transcript of the gene Bcl7c, whose product is annotated as BAF chromatin remodeling complex subunit BCL7C. Lineage: Eukaryota; Metazoa; Chordata; Mammalia; Rodentia; Cricetidae. The record is from RefSeq and is a predicted model, not a curated record.
CUGGCGCGCAGCCUGAGAUCGCCGGACCGCAGGCCGUCCCACCACGGGCUCUGUCCCGGCCCCAGCCCCCCGCCAGCAUGGCCGGCCGGACCGUGCGGGCCGAGACCCGGAGCCGGGCCAAAGAUGACAUCAAGAAGGUGAUGGCGACCAUCGAGAAGGUCCGGAGAUGGGAGAAGCGCUGGGUGACUGUGGGUGAUACUUCCCUUCGAAUCUUCAAGUGGGUGCCUGUGGUGGAUCCCCAGGAGGAGGAGAGGCGGCGGGCAGGAGGCGGGGCAGAGAGAUCCCGAGGCCGGGAGAGACGCGGCAGGGGCACCAGUCCCAGAGGGGGUGGCCCCCUCAUCCUGCUGGAUCUCAAUGCAGAUGAGAGCAGCAACCAGAGUUUCCAUUCAGAAGGUUCACUGCAAAAGGGCACUGAGCCCAGCCCUGGGGGGACUCCCCAGCCCAGCCGCCCUGGAUCGCCUACUGGACCCCCAGAAGCGAUUACGGAGGAUACUCAGCCCCCACAGCUGGGCCAAGAGAGAGACCCAGGGGGCACACCCGCAGGCAGUACUGAGGACCCCCCGAAGCUGACCAAGGAGGAACCUGUUCCAGAAUUGCUGGAAGCUGAGGAUUCUGGAGUGAGAAUGACAAGGAGAGCCCUCCAAGAGAAAGGCUUGAAAACAGAGCCCCUCAGGAGGCUUCUUCCCAGGAGAGGCCUCCGGACAAAUGCUCGCUCUACUUCCUCGGUGCCAGACACCAGAGCUCCAGGAGGUGGGAGCAAGGCCCAGAGGGCACCCAGGACGAUACCACAGGGGAAGGGGAGGUGAGCGGGCCCAUCCCAGAAGGUGAGGCCCUUAGGUCUUCUUUAGCUGCCCCAAGAUCCCGUCACCUGCUCGCACCACAUAAGGGUGGAGAGAGCUCCGGAGCUGGACGCCUGCUGCGUGUACUUGGAGGUAGGCAGCCAGCUCUCCCCUUGUCCUUCACCCUAAAUCAUGGAUCCAUCUUGCUUGUUGUGGGUCCAAAACUGUGGUGCUUAGGGGCAGGUCACGAACAAGGAGCGUCUGAGGACGCUGCUGGGUGAUGCCUAGAAGCAACUUGAAUAUACAAAAGAACGGAAUGUGGGCCAACUUGGCCACCUCUUCGUGCACCAGGGCAGCUACCCACCAAAGGCCAGGCAUGGCCCCCAGGGAGGCACCUUCGACCCUCGGAACCACAGGAUCUACCCUGGUGAGCAGCGAGCAGUGUCUGAAGCUUUGGCCAACAGGUGCCAGGUGCUCCCUUGCGGAGUCUGUGAUGGGUGUCAUAAUUCAUGCUUGUGUAGGGGUAUGCCCGUGUGGGGAGAUACCACUGCAGCAAACACCUGGGAGCUCCCCUCCCUCCACAGGCCUCUGGACCCUAGGCCUGCCAAUUAACCUUUGGCUGGAGAAGACACGUGCCAACUUUGCCUGUCAAGCGAGGAGCACACAUGGUCUAAUGACCUUUCCGAUCAGGCUCCGCCUCCUGCUGUAGGACCCAAGUCCAGGAAUGGAUGGAGACUUGUGGUCCAGCCCCGAGCCUGCCAAACCUACCUGGAAACUACCUGUUUUGAGGAACCCGUGGCAAAUGAGCCAUUUGAGGGUUCCAAGGGCUUUCAUCAACCUCUUGCCUCCUGACUUAACAGUGUGUUGGGCCUGCCAUGCCAGGAAAUCUCUCCCACUUUUGAGGGCUUACUAACUACAUACUGCAAUUUGUGGGGAUUAUUUAAUACACUAUUCCUGUGUCAUAGAUCCUGUUACUUUUACAUUUUACAGAUAUGGAAACUAAAUAGCCAAGAGGUUGAAGAUGUUACCCUAAGUCACGCAGCCUGCCUGUGGCAGAACCAGCUGCCUGCCUGCCCCCACAGUUCCUGCUGGUAUAACCCUUCCUGUGCUGGGCGUCUGCUGGGGCUGAAGCUGUGACUUGUUAAAGCAUUCAUUUAAGGAACAUCCAUUUUUCUCAGUGGAAAACUAUAUAGGACUUUAACAUUUUUUAAUGUUUUUUAUUUAUUUAUUUUUUGUCUCACUAUGCAGCCUUUGCUGGCCUGGAACUCACUUGCCCAGGCUGGCCUCAAACUCACAGAGAUCCGCCUGCCUCUGCCUCCCGAGUGCUGGGAUUCAAGGUGUGCGUCACCACCACCCGGCUCAGGACAUUUUUUUUAUAUAUAUAUAUAAUAAAAUGAGCAGAUGCUCUGUGGGAGGAAAGCGAACUUUGUGUCCAUAACGGAGAUGACGUAGAAGUUCUGAUGUAAGGCUAGUGAUUCCAGCUCAGCCCCUGGAUCCCUGAGUGACCUCUCUAGAAUGCUACCCAUGCAGGAAGGGUAUUCCAGGCCCACGUUCUAUCCUGUUGAGUGACUGAGAGCGCCAAGUGGCAAAGGUUAUUAAUUAAGACUUCUGAAUUUCCAGUGGGGCAGAAGUUUUCAAAUUUCCAACAGAUACUAAUUUUUAGGAUUUGAAAAUGAAAAAUAGGAGUUCUAGGGAGAUCUAGAAAAUCAUACUUUGUAUUUUUCAUAACUCCCUGUACUUUAAAAACUAAGGAACUCAUUUAGUAGUAGUUUAAAAGAGCUUGUGGGCGGUAGUGGUACUCGACUUUAAUCCCGGCACUUGGGAGGCAGAGGCAGGAAGAGCUCUGUGAAUUCCAGGACAGCCAAGGCUACACAUAGAAACCCUGUCUCAAAAAAACAAAAACAGAAAGAGCUCUAAGCCUUAAAUACUCAAAAGGUAGAAACCGCCAGUGUGUGUCACUGGGUAGUAUUUGAAUAACAAAAUGUUUACAGAUCCAGUUAGAUUUAUAGUACUCCACAAUCAUGAGUUGAAAUUGCUGAUAUAAAAACUAGGUUACAAACAUAUAAUUUCUCCGAACAUCCUAGGAUUUCUAUAAAAUAUGCUAUGCAUGAGGCACAUUCUUGUUUAUCUGAUUUGUGAGAAUCACUCAACAGGAGAAGAGGUACCAAGCAUUUUAGUGUCAGGGGCCACGGGAUGGGGGGUGGGGGCUCGAGUGGACUGGACUGUGAUACUCCUUUCCAGUUACUGGGUCCCAAAUCCCAAGGGUAGCUACCUUGACUUCCUGUGUUAGUUUUCCCGUUCCUGCUCUGUGAGCUGACACAGUGGUUCCUUCAAGCCAGGACUCUAUGUUCUUGAUCCUCAGUUAUUAGAGGACCGUUAGUUACCGUAUGUUCCCUCUUUCCCCAGUUUAUUUCCUGAUUGGUUUUGAGAUGAAAACAAAACAAAAACCAAAACCCCUCAGGUUUCCCAGUGAGUGUCAUCAAGGAUUUUGAAUAGAAACACCCCUGUGGGCUGAGCAGGAAUGAUGUGUGUGAGUGCUUAUGAAGCCCAGGCAUCGAAAGCGCAUGGCAUCGGAACGCUCCAGCUCUGCCCGUGCCUGGCUGUGAGGCCUUGGCUGAACCUCUUACCUCUCUGAGCUUCAAUUUAGUGGGUAGAAUCAUCUAGGAAGCAAUAUUGUUGCUUCAUAAGGUAAUAUUGUAGAAAGGUUCCCAGCACAGCUUUGGAGUCAGGCAGGCUGCGGUUCAGAUCCUGGCUUCAUGACUUCCUACCUCUUUGAUUUGGGGCAAGUUCUAACCACUGGAUUUUUCUCUUCUGUAAAGUAGGGACCCGGGAUCUAUUUCACAGGGCUUUGGUAAGUUUAAGUGAGAUCACAUGUGAACUGCUUAACUCAGAGCAGGGUACACUGUACAUGCUUGAUCUAUGGGGGCCAGUAUCGUCGUUACCCACUGUAUCUACCUCACAGGGCCAGUUGUGAGGGUGACGGGUGGAGGAGAAGACUGCGGGUACUUCCUAAGCUGUGAAGUGCCAUUAACUUGCCGGUCUUUCCUCUGGAGAUGGGAGGUAGGAAGUUACCAUCAGACACUAAUAGAACGCCCAGGAAGAGGCCUGGUGUGCUUCUGGCCAUACAGAGUGGCUGGGCUGAAGGGAGGUGCCACUGUGGGUAAGUGGAGAACAGGGCGCAGCAUUGCCCUCACGUGAGGGUUACUGCAGUCAGGUGGGGAGACUCAGUGCGUGUGACUUUUACCCUUGGGAAUAGGGAGAAAACAGGUCAGUUUUAAGAAGGAUGCUAGCGGAGGAACUAAAGAAGUAGUGUUUGCCAGGCGUGAGCAAGGGCCAUGGGUUUCAUAUCUAGCACCUCAGGAAAAAACAAACCAAAUGCCCUCUUCUUGGUUAAAGGUUUUGGGUAAAGACAGUGCUAAAUGGAUGUACCCACAGUGUUUUUAAGUAGGACUGAAUUGCAGGAAGGACCAGGGGAGAAAGUGCUGAGCGGUGGCCGGAGUGCACAUUAGGAACUGUUUCCACGGGCUGGAAGCUGUGCGCCCUCCCUACCAUGAGUGUUCAUGUCACUGGGCAGAGUCCUGCCCUCCCUCCCAGGACAUGAUCCUGGCCAUCGCCCCACAAAGUAAACCCUCAGAGCAGAGCUGGGAGUCCGGGAAACUUAGGUCCGAUGCCCAGGCUCGCACAGGUUCUGUCAGCACGGGAUCCAAGCCUCUCUCCCAAGCUCCUCCACCCCGCCCGCAGCAGCAGACUGCUGGUCCUGAACAAGGAUGGAGUGGGAAGAGUUAGAUCCCUCCCCUCCGUCCCUCCCCUCCUGGCUUCAGCAGCAACUCUUGCUCCUGAUCUCACUCCUCCAUCUCCAGACUCGGCUUCCCUAUUCACUCCUUAAGUCGGGGUCUUCUGGGCCCCAUCCUUAGACUUCCCCUAUCCAGGGAAGGAGCUCUCAUUCUAAGCAGACUGCCUCUCCGAGCCGAGCUCCUUGCCUGCUUGGUUUCUAGGUUCCCAGCUCGUUCAGCAGCAUUCCCUCGACACUCUGGUGAGUUCCCAUUCCUGACCACGGCCCUUCAGUUCCAAACUGAUGUGGCCAGUGGGCAGUCUAGGGCUCCUUUAGAGUCAGUGCCUCUUGGGUAAACUCUUGGGACUAAAGGUUAACUGCAGGGUGUUUUCUGAGAGUUGCCAACCGGUAGGAGAUGAACUUAGAGAGUGGGAUUCACCUUCUCCCCAGCCAGCUGGUUACUCAGGGCCCAGUGCUCGCCAGAUUCAGUAACCAGUGCAGGUGACACAUUCAUGAGCAGAACAGACCCAAGCCCUGGCUUCAGGCAGCCUCCGGACAACUAGGGAAGAUAGACUGGUAUUCAGUCCUCCCUGAAUACCAACUCUUAGCCUGGCGUGGUGGCACACACCUGUAAUGCCAGCCCUUGGGAGGGGGAGUAGGAGGAUCAGGAGUUCAAGGUUAUCUUUGGCUACUUAUCAAGUUAGAGGCCAACCUGGGCUACAUAAGACCCUGUCUCAAAAACAAACAAAAUACCCACUAUAAACUGUGACAAAUAUUGUGAAGAAAAAGUUGAGAGUUCUGUGAAAGAACAUCGUAAAUACGUUAAGACAAUGACGAUAUGGACCCACAGCAGGGAGAAGAGAAUUCUAUGGAAAGGCAAUAAUAGACCCUCAAAGGGGAGAAAGCGCUUACUGUGCUGGGGAGCGGCAAUGCAGUCCGUGUGGCCGGACCGAGCCUGCCGGCUGCUGGGUGGGGAUGGUGUCAUAGACCUUGCAGACCAUUUUGGUGUUUAGCUUUUGAUUUGAAAGCAGUUUUGAAGUUACAGAAAAGUUAUGAGGAUGAUACAAAAAGAUGUCUGCGUACUUUGACUGCAAACUCCCCGUUGUAAACGUUCCGUUCCGCCUGAUUUAUCGCCGGCCUCCACCUGUAAUGUGUCCUCACAUCUUGUAGUCUGGACUCUGAGAAGAAGUCGCGUACAUCAUGUCUGUUUACUCUGAAAAUACAGCGGCCGUGUCCUACAGCAGUGCCGUCCUCGCUUCAAUGAACGUCGUCGUCGUCGUCGUCGUCGUCGUCGUCUCUCUGAGCGGACGCGGCGGCUCAAGGUCUCCCUGUCUGUCACUGGUCAUGUCUAAUCACCUUCAGCAGCAUCUUCCCCUAGGACAGAAUCAAGUCUACGAAUGAUGUGGAGCUCCAGUGGUGGUUUCUUGCUUGUAUCUUUUAUUGUGGCAUAGACUUUCUUUCCUCUUUGUUUGAAUAGACAGUUUCUCCUUUUGGUC